This is a messenger RNA of Aureococcus anophagefferens, 783 nucleotides long. RefSeq lists its product as hypothetical. The transcript is spliced from 2 exons. Bases 1 to 783 code for a protein of 260 amino acids. Lineage: Eukaryota; Pelagophyceae; Pelagomonadales; Pelagomonadaceae. The record is from RefSeq and is a predicted model, not a curated record.
AUGGCGCGAGCCUGCCUCCAGCCCGCCGUCGCGUGCCUCUUCGCGGACCACGCGGGCCUCCUCCAGCAGGCGCUCAAGGACGUGAUCGUCUCCCGGGCCACCGCGACGCCGGCUGCGGCGCGGUCGAAGAAGCAGGCGUUCCUCGACAUCACCAAUGUUGCGGAGCGUGAGACAAAGCGCGCGAACACGGCGGAGAAGCGCGAAGCCGCCACGCGUCGGCGCGAGGCCGCCGCGACCAAGGCGAAAGAGUCGCUCGAGCGGCGCUUCGACAAGGACGUCCAGGAGCGCGUGAAGCAGCGCAUGCCCGAGCUUAAAGCCGAGGUUGUUACAAGGCGCGCGUCGACGGCAUCAACGCGACCCCUAAAAAAUGGUCGCGGAGAAGGAGCGCGCGCGCGUGGCGGCGGAGAAAGACCUCGCCGACGCCGAGCGCGCGCGCCUGGACGCGGAGCUCGAGCUCGCGAAGGCGCCGAAGCCCCGCGACCUCGGGAAGGUCCAGCAGCAGCGCGCCGACGCGCAUCGCGUCGCGCGGUCCCGGGCGUCGAGAGCUCGCGGGGCAUGCCCUUCGACGGCGCCACGCGCCUGCUGAUCCAGAACCUCCUCACGAAGAACGUGUUCCCGGCCGAGAUGAUCGAGGUCAUCGCGGCGGUCGCUGAGGCGAUCCCACCCCAAGGUCCUCGCGAAGAUGCUCCCGACGAGCCGGAGGAGUCCUUCGCCGUGUUCGAGGAGCCCGUGCACGAAUCCGAGGACCAGGACGGCGGCCUGGACGUCCACCUGCUCGAGUAG